AUAUGAUGCCUAUCAUUAGCGCUGAACUGACUGAAUUGACGUUCAAUGCACCCUUGCUCUAGUCGAGGACACUGAAGUUUAUUUAAUAGCUACCCUCGUGUAUAAUUUCUAAACUACAGGCAAUGGGAAGUUAACAGGAAAAUCAGAAGUUCUGGGACCUGGCGUUUUUUAUCGAGUGAAGCAGAUGUUAUUGUUUUGUCUUUCUGUAGAAAUGGGCUCGACAAACUCCACCCUGUCAAAAAUUCCAAACGUCGAAGAAUUAAUGCAAGAAACGGGUUGUAAGUUCUCCAAUGGUCACCCCUGCACACAUUGUUCGACUUUAUGAUCGUUUCGAAGCAUUGGACAAGGAGAAGACAGGCCAUCUCCGCCCACAGGAUUUCGGAGCCAUUAAUAGGUUGGCGAUGAACCCCAUUGGGGAUCGGAUCAUUGGGGCUUUCUUCUCUCCAGGACAGGAAACAGUGGACUUCCACUCCUUUGUGAGGAUCCUGGCCCACUUCCGGCCUGCGGACAAAAACCGUCCGAAAGAUCCCAGUAUGCCUGAACCUGUCAACAAUAGGACCAGUAAACUCAAGUUUGCCUUCCAACUAUAUGACCAGGACAAAGAUGGUAAAAUCUCCAGAGCUGAGCUUCUACAGGUGCUGCGGUCCAUGCUGGAGAUGCAGGUGACGGAGGAGCAGCUAGAGAGCAUUGCGGACCGCACCAUCCAGGAGGCUGACCUGGACAAGGAUGAUGCCAUCUCCUUUGAGGAGUUCCGCAAGUCCCUGGAGAAGGUGAACAUCGACCACAAGAUGAGCAUUCGCUUCCUGCGCUAGCUAGAGUGGUUACAUUGGGUCAACUGAUCGUUCACAGAGAUGUAGCCCACUUUGUGUGUACUCAUCCCUCCAUGGUAAAAACAAGGCUUCUGCAGGGAAAUAUGACUGAUUCCUUUAACUGGAUGACUAACACUAAAUACCUUAAAUGACUGACUAAUAUGCUGUAUCUUAAUAUGUUGUUUACAGCAUACUGGAAUAUGGGCGUCAUGUUCCAAAGUCUAACUGCACUAUAGGCCUACUGUAUCACUACAUAGUAACUAACUGCUUUUAUAUAAUACUGUAAAAUGCCAUUUAAUAAUAAUAAUUAUACAUGGGACUUAUAUAGCGCUAAUCAAUGACCCAAUAUCGCUUUACAAUUGUACCAAACAAAUAUUUAAAAAAUGUGUGAAUAAUCUACAUUUUAAUCUAUGUUAGUUUUGACAAGGGCAAACAUAAGCUUUUAUGAAGGGAAACAGAUACUUGAAGUUCACUCUUCCUUGUACAUUUUUUAAAAGUAAGACUUGACUGUAAUAAGUCUCUAGAUGUAGCAGUCGGUGUCCAAAUACACUGAACAUGGGAACUAUACAUACGAGUAUGAAAGUGAUAGAAUAUUUCUACAAAUAAGUAUUUUUCUAAAUGAUACCAUUGAUUUACUGAGUUGCAUAUGAGGAGAAAGGCCAUGAAAAAGUUAAGCUUGGCUAUUAUUGUGUUUCAAUAGAUUUGAUUUAGAGAGAAUGACAGUCACACAAAAUGAAUGUCUACAUUUUCACCCAGGGUAACGAAAGGGUCUGUUUGUGACUGACUGGAUGACAUUGACCUAAUGUGUGCCAAAAUGUAUUUCUCAAAUCUAUGCAUUUUUUGGUCAGAUACAUGGAAUCUUAAUUAAAUAACCCUAUUGGUA
Molecule: messenger RNA, 1692 nt
Organism: Coregonus clupeaformis (lake whitefish)
Lineage: Eukaryota; Metazoa; Chordata; Actinopteri; Salmoniformes; Salmonidae
Product: calcineurin B homologous protein 2
Exons: 7
Coding region: 291-812 (173 amino acids)
Molecular function (GO): calcium ion binding
Source: RefSeq, a predicted model, not a curated record